AUGGGCAGUCCAUCUGAGGAGGAUCCCUUCUUCACCACUCUCUUACAAAGUGGAGGAGAAGGUUGCACUCUAACAUAUGAGCAAUAUUCUAAUGUUAUGAUCCAAACAACUCCCCUUAACGGUGAAAAGAGGUCUCCUCCAAAAAAAGUUCAAAGAGGUGCAUCUUUCACUGUUGAGGAGGAUAACUUACUUGUCUCCGGUUGGCUCCACAUUAGCAUUGAUGCUAUAGGGGGGUCAUUGAUCAAUUGUUGGUCCAUGAUCCAGAAAUGCACAAACAAGUUUUGUGCAUUUCUAGCGCAAGUAGAAUCAUUGCACCCAAGUGGUGCAACCGAGCAAGACAAGAUUGAAAAAGCUAAAAUAAUGUACAAAGAGAUAGAGAAGGGGAAUUUCACAGUGGAGCAUUGUUGGUGUCAAUUGAGACACCAACCCAAAUGGCAGCAACACAUGAACAAUCUAAAUACAAGGAGAAAACCACCCGAUAAACAUCCAGCCAAUGAGCAGUCUCCUAAAGUUCCCGAUGACGCUGUGGAGGAGAAUGUUGAGAGGCCUCCAGGCAAAAAACUUGAGAAAGAUAACUUGAGGAAGCGGAAGGCUCAGGAAUCAUGUGAUGCUGACUUCAACGGUGUGUUAGAAAAAAUGACUGCUGAUAGGCGACUGUUCAUGGGAGAGAGGAGCGCAUGGGUGAUGAAGGUGAUGAAGUGCGAGGUGCACAACUAG
Molecule: messenger RNA, 717 nt
Organism: Juglans regia (Persian walnut)
Lineage: Eukaryota; Viridiplantae; Streptophyta; Magnoliopsida; Fagales; Juglandaceae
Product: glutathione S-transferase T3-like
Exons: 3
Coding region: 1-717 (238 amino acids)
Source: RefSeq, a predicted model, not a curated record